Microcebus murinus (gray mouse lemur) is the source of this 5966-nucleotide messenger RNA. RefSeq names its product tolloid like 1 (gene TLL1). The record is from RefSeq and is a predicted model, not a curated record. Gene Ontology annotation, molecular function: zinc ion binding; calcium ion binding; metalloendopeptidase activity. Lineage: Eukaryota; Metazoa; Chordata; Mammalia; Primates; Cheirogaleidae. Gene Ontology annotation, biological process: proteolysis.
AUGGGGCUGGGAGCGCUCUCCCCGGGGAUGCUGCUGUGGCUGGUGGCCUCGGGGGCCGCGCUCUGCGGGGAGCUGCGGGUCUGCGCCGGCCUCGACUACGACUACGCGCCGGGCGGCGGCGAGGAGGACGGCGCCGAGACCAUCGACUACAAGGACCCGUGCAAAGCCGCUGUGUUUUGGGGUGACAUUGCCUUAGAUGAUGAAGACUUGAAUAUCUUCCAGAUAGACAGGACAAUCGACCUUACACAGAAUCCCUUUGGAACCUUUGGACGUGCCACAGGUGCCCUUGGAGACCACGGUAUAUCAAAGAAGCGGGGAGCCCUCUACCAGCUCAUAGACAGGAUAAGAAGAAUUAGCUCUGGCUCGGAGCAGAACGGCACCGCGCAGGGGAGAGCGCCCCCGCCGCUCCCGGGGCAGAGCGAGAAGAGCCGGCUCCCCAGGGCCGCCACGUCCAGGACGGAGAGAGUGUGGCCGGGAGGCGUGAUCCCCUACGUCAUCGGGGGCAACUUCACUGGCAGCCAGCGCGCCAUGUUCAAGCAGGCCAUGAGGCACUGGGAGAAGCACACGUGUGUGGCCUUCAUCGAGAGGAGCGAUGAGGAGAGCUACAUUGUGUUCACCUACAGGCCCUGCGGAUGCUGCUCCUAUGUCGGUCGGCGCGGCAACGGGCCUCAGGCCAUCUCCAUUGGCAAGAACUGCGACAAGUUUGGAAUCGUUGUCCACGAACUGGGCCACGUGAUAGGGUUCUGGCACGAGCACACGCGGCCAGACCGGGACAACCACGUGACCAUCAUCCGAGAGAACAUCCAGCCAGGUCAAGAGUACAACUUUCUGAAGAUGGAGCCCGGCGAGGUGAACUCCCUGGGGGAGAGAUACGACUUCGACAGCAUCAUGCACUACGCCAGGAACACCUUCUCAAGGGGGAUGUUUCUGGACACCAUCCUCCCCUCCCGCGACGACAACGGCAUACGCCCGGCGAUCGGCCAGCGGACCCGCCUAAGCAAAGGAGACAUUGCACAGGCAAGGAAGCUGUAUAGAUGUCCAGUGUGUGGAGAAACCCUACAGGAAUCCAGCGGCAACCUCUCCUCUCCUGGGUUCCCCAACGGCUACCCGUCCUACACACACUGCAUCUGGAGAGUCUCCGUGACCCCCGGGGAGAAGAUCGUGCUGAACUUCACCACCAUGGACCUGUACAAGAGCGGCCUGUGCUGGUACGACUACGUGGAGGUCAGGGACGGCUACUGGAGGAAGUCGCCGCUCCUGGGCAGAUUCUGUGGGGACAAAGUGCCUGAGGUUCUCACCUCCACGGACAGCAGGAUGUGGAUUGAGUUUCGCAGCAGCAGCAACUGGGUCGGGAAAGGCUUCGCAGCCGUCUACGAAGCCGUGUGCGGGGGCGAGAUCCGCAAGCAGGAGGGGCAGAUCCAGUCCCCCAACUACCCCGAGGACUACCGCCCCAUGAAGGAGUGCGUGUGGAGGGUCACCGUGGCCGAGGGCUUCCACGUGGGGCUGACCUUCCAGGCCUUCGAGGUCGAAAGGCACGACAGCUGUGCCUACGACUACCUGGAAGUUCGAGACGGGGCCGGGGAGGACAGCCCGCUGAUAGGACGCUUCUGCGGCUACGACAGGCCGGAAGACAUCCGCUCCUCCUCCAACGCCCUGUGGGUGAAGUUUGUCUCCGACGGGACGGUGAACAAGGCCGGCUUCGCUGCCAACUUCUUCAAAGAGGAGGACGAGUGCGCCAAGCCGGACCGCGGCGGCUGCGAGCAGCGCUGCCUCAACACGCUGGGCAGCUACCAGUGCGCCUGCGAGCCCGGCUACGAGCUGGGCCCCGACAGGAGGGGCUGCGAAGCUGCCUGCGGCGGGCUCCUCAGCAAGCUCAAUGGCACGAUCACCACGCCGGGCUGGCCCAAGGAGUACCCGCCCAACAAGAACUGCGUGUGGCAGGUGGUGGCUCCCACCCAGUACCGGAUCUCCGUGAAGUUCGAGACUUUUGAAUUGGAAGGCAAUGAAGUGUGCAAGUACGACUACGUGGAGGUGUGGAGUGGGCUGUCCGCCGAGUCCAAGCUGCACGGCAGGUUCUGCGGCGCCGAAGUGCCCGAGGUGAUCACCUCGCAGCUCAACAACAUGAGGAUCGAGUUCAGGUCUGACAACACCGUGUCCAAGAAGGGCUUCAGAGCGCACUUCUUCUCAGACAAGGACGAGUGCUCCAAGGACAACGGCGGGUGCCAGCACGAGUGCGUCAACACCAUGGGGAGCUACGAGUGCCAGUGUCGCAGCGGGUUCGUGCUGCACGACAACAAACACGACUGCAAGGAAGCCGAGUGUGAGCAGAAGAUCCACAGCCCCAGCGGCCCCCUCACCAGCCCCAACUGGCCGGACAAGUACCCGAGCAGGAAGGAGUGCACCUGGGCAAUCAGAGCCACCCCCGGCCACCGCGUCAGGCUGGCGUUUAGUGAGUUUGAGAUCGAGCAGCAUCAGGAAUGUGCUUAUGACCACCUGGAAGUGUUCGACGGAGAGACGGAAAAGUCGCCGAUUCUCGGACGGCUCUGCGGAAACAAGAUCCCGGACCCGCUGGUGGCGACCGGGAAUAAAAUGUUCAUUCGGUUUGUUUCCGACGCCUCUGUUCAGAGAAAAGGCUUUCAAGCCACGCAUUCUACAGAGUGCGGCGGGCGGCUGCGGGCGGAGCCGGCGCCCAGGGACCUGUUCUCCCACGCCCAGUUCGGGGACAACAACUACCCGGGACAGGCGGACUGCGAGUGGCUGCUGGUGGCCCAGCGGGGCGCCCGCCUGGAGCUGUCCUUCCAGACGUUCGAGGUGGAGGAGGAGGCGGACUGCGGCUACGACUUCGUGGAGCUCUUGGACGGCCUGGACUCCGCGGCGGCCGUGGGGCUCGGCCGCUUCUGUGGCUCCGGGCCACCAGAAGAGAUCUAUUCCGUCGGGGAUGCGGUUUUAAUCCAUUUUCACACUGACGACACAAUUAACAAGAAGGGAUUUCAUAUAAGAUACAAAAGCAUACGAUAUCCAGAUACCACGCACACCAAAAAGUAACACCCGGACCCCUGUCGGGACAGGAAGCAAUGUGCGCAAGGCAGAGAAAGACAUAUCUGUUUUUAAACCGGAGGUGUCGGCACGAAGGUCUGUACGAUGGGUGUGAGCACAGGACGGCUGUGAGGGCAGAGCUCUCUGUCGACCGAAAGCGGAGUUUCCAGCCAGCUCCCGUCAGCGUUGCAGGGACGUUCGAGUGAGCGCCCUGCGGGCUGGCGUCUGCAGCGGUGAGAGGGGGUCAGACGCUUCCGGAAGACUGGACAACGAGGAGCUUUGGUCCUCGGCCUGAGACCCACGGACGCCUGGAGAUUCAGACAGCGCCGUGCGGGAGCAGUGAUCCUGCCCGGCGAUCGUUCUGACAACGUGUCAAGAUUUGGGGGCAGGAGAGGAAGCUGCAGGCCGUAAACUGGACAGCCCUCUGCUCGCGGCCUGGGUAACUGCUCUGACCGUGUGUCCUGGGCGCAGGGAGACCGGACCCAGAGAGGGGCUGACGCGGGAGACCUGAGGGGAGGGUCCGUACUCUGGACGUGUGCGCGUGUUCCUGGUGUCUGGACGCUGCUGGGACAGUUCAGCUUCGUUGUUUCCGUGCAGGCUGCUUGCCCUCUCGGGAACACGGGCGGUCUUGACAGCGCCGCUCUGUGCUUGCUUUGUGGGGAGUUGAAGUGUCGGGCGUGUCUGUUUUCGCAGUUUAAGCCCUAGACGCCGUUUAUUUAAGUGCUGGGAAACGCCCGUGUCAUCGCUAGGCUCAGUUCUUUCCGUGGGAGUGCCGUCUUCUCACGCCGCCUCCAGGAAGCCCGUGCCGUCUCACGAAACCCGCGAGGACACUCCCGGGAGGCGUGGGCGUUCCUCCGGACAGCCGCCCGGCGGGUCACACGCUCGUGACUGCUGCUGCUAUGAUCCUUGUGUUUUCCUCUCGUUGUUGAUCUGUCGUCGUCCUUGAUGUUGUCUCAGCUAAUGUAUUUUUAAAAAAUGAAAUGAAGCGGGGGUAGGUCUUGUUUGAAAAUUGAAGGAUCUCUCUCUUAUUUUUUUCUCCUCCCCUCCUCCCCCACCCCGGGCAUUCAGUUAAAAAAAAAAUGCAAAGUUGGAAAAAAAAAAAAAAGAUUUGUCUCUGAAAGACUUGCUACGGUGCUAUUCCAUACACAUUUUUUUUAAAGAAAAAACAAGUUUUUGACCUUCGAGCCGACCACUUGUGGACGAUGAAUGUCUCCCGUGCCCGGCUGGUGGCGUCCGAGGACCAGAGGCUUGUUGACGUAUCGAGAGGAUGUCAUCGCGGAGCAACCACUUACGAUGCCUUAGAAUUCUUCACGGGACCCAGCAGAGCCUCCUGGGGAAGCCUGCUGGGAUGUGGGGCGUGGCCGUGUGUGUUGAUUGACAGCCCGGAGAGGAGAACCCGUUCCGUGAGUGGGACAGUGGAUAUAAAUGUGGUGGCCUGGUUUUGUUGUAGAGAAUGUUAAGUCCUGAACGGAUUUCCUGCUUUCAAGCCUCGUGUACUUUCAUGUCAAUGUGUGUAUGUGGGAGAUUGUCUGAGUUAGGGGCCACAAGGGAUGAAGAACAGUGAGUGGUCGGAGAGUUGAAACCAUGUGCCAAGUCCUACCGGACCCCUGUUGGAGACAGCACCUUCCCUAGGUUUCCUGGGCAAGCGAUGGGGACCUUGACUUAUUGUCAGUCCCACAAAGAAGGGUUCUUUCCUUUAAAGAGACUAUUUUGCUGGUAUUUUGGGGUGUAGACGCAGAUUCUGUUACCUGUCCAUGAACAUUCCACAUUUAACACAAUUGGGUCUAGUCUUCAUUUUUCACAAAAGGAACCCUAUACAGACGGAUGUUAGCUUAUUUGUUUCUUCUCUCAUGGUUGCUCUGAAAAAAAAAAAUCUUUUCUUGCACAUGAAUUGUGACAUGUAAAUACAUUUUUAAAACCGGUGGGUGUGUGGAUCUUACUGAAUGUUACUUAGGAAAUGUGUGACUGCCCGCUGCCUGCAAUGUCCAUGAGCCUUUCCGUGAAGCUGAGCUAUUCCGGUGACUUCUUCCGUGUUUUUUCACGAAUCUCCGCUUAUCAAAAGGUGUCAGGAAUGAGGCAGAGAGGAGAAAAAAGACAUCAACACCUGUCGUGGUCUGUACUCUCCCCUAGCCCUGUGCUAGGCAUGUGCACUAGCUCUCUGUACCCUCCAAGCCACCCUUUGAGACUGUCACAAUGUCCUUGGUUUAUAGUUCUGGAACUGGGGCUAAAAGAAGUUAUCUUGACUUUCCCAGGGCCACAGUGCAAAGUUAGACGUUGAAACCAGUUUGUCUGAUAGCGAAGUCUGUGCUUGCUCUACAGAACGUAGUGGAAUCAGUCUUGGAGUAUAUAAGUAGUAGACUUUUUUUUAAUGAUGAAACUUUUCCACAUAAAGUCGAUUUUAGGGGUGACUUAGUAAGAAAAACCUUCAGGAUGAACAUUUUUUUUUUCCAGGAACAGCAUGAGAAUUAGAAUAACAAUGAUGAUAGUUAUCGUUAAAAACCAGAGUUAGUACUAGACAUUAAAAAACAAACUGUAGUUUGGAGUUACCGUGGGCCUUCUGCUAAGAUAAAUAUGUUAAAUUAUUAUUUUGCCUGGUUUGGCAGGGCGCGUGGAAUGCUCUGUGUUGAGAAGAUUCCGGAUGUCCCGAUGGCCAUGUGCUCAGGCCACGGGGAGGGGGAGGUGCCCGGCACCACGGAGAAGUGAGGGGAGGUAUUUGGAGCACACAGAGAUGUCCUGACUUUAGGUCUUUGCCGUGAACAUUCACUUUUAUUGUAUCUCAUGUCAGAUAUCAGUUUACUGCAUAUUAUUUUUAUAUUAAUACAGCAUUUGCCUUAAAUGUGUUGUUUAAUGAAAGUACAGACAGCUCCAUUGUUGUUUUGUGAAUAUUUGUUAGUUACUGUUCUGCUUCAUUAAAUUAAGUCUGUAAAUUA